Messenger RNA from Bombus pyrosoma, 8054 nucleotides. RefSeq names its product insulin-like peptide receptor. Gene Ontology annotation, molecular function: ATP binding; insulin receptor substrate binding; insulin receptor activity. Lineage: Eukaryota; Metazoa; Arthropoda; Insecta; Hymenoptera; Apidae. The record is from RefSeq and is a predicted model, not a curated record. The coding region runs from base 3434 to 7615 and encodes 1393 amino acids. Gene Ontology annotation, biological process: positive regulation of phosphatidylinositol 3-kinase/protein kinase B signal transduction; multicellular organism development; glucose homeostasis. Gene Ontology annotation, cellular component: axon; insulin receptor complex. The transcript is spliced from 9 exons.
ACGUGUGUAUAUGUGCGAGAUGGUAGUGAGGAUCGUGAUGUUUUGAAAGGACACGUCUAACCACGUGGAACGUGGUGCCAGUUUGUAGCGUGACUCGACAAUUUGUUCGUGAGACAAAAAAUAUAUUAAACGUGCAUGCUUGAGAAAAGUGAGGAGGUAACAGUCUAUGAGAGGAGGCGAGAAACAAAAGAGGGCACUUGAGACGAUGUCGCGAAAGAAGAGAGAACAGAGACGGGAGAGGAAAGAAAGAGAGAAAGAUAGAGGCAGGGAGAAAGAGAUAGAGAGAGAAAGAGAGAAAUAGGCGGGGCAAAGAUAGAAUAAAGACACGGAGAAGAGAGUCGAGGCAGAGAGUUGACUGUUGUUCGAUCAGCGAAAACACGUGGGGAGCGAGCGGGAAUUUCGGCGUGAUCGACGAACGUUGUUUCAUAGCCCCGUAAAUGAGAGUUCUUCUCGUUAAAUGGAUGAAUCCAUCGUGUCGUAUCUUGACGAUCGAUCGUUCCUCGGCACUUGGCGAAGGUGCACGAGAAACGGUGGAAAACGGCAUCCUGUCAGACGAAUAUGCGCGAGCGGUAAACGAUGCUGCGCAUACGAGCAUGUAGAGUGUUCACAUGGUGGCGGUAGGUGGGUAGCUGGAUAUCUGGUUUCUCACUCGCGGCUUCUGGGGCCUGUUGGUCACCGGAAAACAAACGGCCGAGGUCGGGGCCGAAGUCCUCCAUGCAAAAUGCCGCAUACUGAAUACGCGCAACAACCGAUGCAACAAACAAAUGCUCUAUACAGUAUGGGCAUCAUCGUGUGUGUGUUGUGUGUCUGUUGCGACGCUUUUACCCUCUUGCGCUUGCCUCUGGCGCGUGACGUAAUCCAUUCAAGCGCUUACUACGCAAUACGGGACGCGGGCAGCAGCAGCCGCCUCUCUCUCUCUUUCUCUCUCUUUCUCUCUCUCUCUCUCUCUUCUCCAAUACAGUAUACCUUUCUCUUUCUCUAGUCUAGAAGAAGACCAUGCUUUCCAUGCUUCCUUCCUUGUCGCACCCCCCUCCCACUUUGUCGGAACAACCCUUCUUUUUCUUAUCAUUCGAUAAUGGCGACGGGAAAGAAAACGGUCUCACGUCGUGCGUCGCAAUUAUAGUUUCCUCCCGACCGGUUUUUCCUUUCGUCCGUCAGUCGUGCUACUCUGUCUCUGUGUCUGCCUGCCUUUUGUGGCACGUGUUUUUACAUAUUCUCUGUUUUUCUCCGUCUCGAGUUUGUUAAGCGAUCGUGCGUGCAUAGACGUAUAUCCUGUCGACCGAAGGAAAUUCAACGAUCGAAGGAUUUCCGAAUACACGAGAGCAGAAUUUCACAGUCGUGACCACUCGUGACCACCCUUUCUCCCUACCCCCACUCUUCUGACAUUCCCCUACUGUAGCGGCGAGUUUUCUUAGCGUCGCAUGUGAAUUACGCGGUUCUUAGCGCAAUCGAACGUGCCGAGCCGCGUUUUGUCUCGUCGCGUGUAGUGUGUACGCGUGUGUCGAACGCGUCGCGCGUGAGUACCGCGGGGAGUUAACGGUAUCAUGUUUAAAAAAGCAAUCCGAGGCGCGCCAGUGACGAUAACAUGGUCGCCUUGAACGACGUUUGGUGUACUUGUUCGUUUGGUGAUGUUUGUUCAUCAUCCAUGUGAAUUCGUACUUCCGUUCUACUAUUUAAAUCUUUACAGUCGCAUAAGAAACGAUAUUCCAAUUGUGCUGGUAAAUACGAAAGAAACAAACUAGAUUGAACCGUUUAACGAAGUCCAGUGCCGUGAAUUAUGAGUUCUUCUGGUACGUAAAUAUGAUUCCGUCGCGUAUCAACAACCUGUUCGAAGGUGGGAUAAAGUAAACAAGCGGUGCGUAGAUCGUUGAGAGUAGAGGCUACUUGCGGUGGUGGCGUCUCGGCGCUUUAACCUUCAGGGAGUGGUUCUUUGUGUUUCUUCUUUCUCUUUAUGUUUUAUGUUUUAUUUUAUUUUACCGGAGUUUGCGAAGCUAACUACGCAUUAGAAGCGGCUACGAAUCAUCGCGCGUCAGUCGAAGGAGUGAGCACGCGCGCGCACGUACGCAUCAACUUACGCACGCAGUCUUUGUCCUAAAUAGACCGUGGAGCGAAAUGUUGGAAGAAAAAAGAUGGAAUUUCGUGGUGUAUAGAUCAAACUCGUGUCUCUUGUGAAAUCUUCUACGGACGAAGCCUUGAAAAAGUUCCGGCUAGACGACGACGCAGAAAAAGAGAGUUAGCCUGUGGUCGUGUGUUUUGUAAUCGGUCGCGUUACCGUACACAUCGACCCAGCUCCUUUUCCACGUGCACUUGUACCUACCUAUAUAUCCCUGUACUUGUACAAUUAAUCACAAAUGUCUACGUGUUCUCCUAGAGCCGGAAACGUUUUUUAAAACGGACAAAGACAUUAGUUCUCAGCAAUUGUUUUGCGGUCAAUUUUCUUUGAACGUAUUUCUACAGCUAUGUGAAAUCGUAGAACAGUGAUUUCGGACUAUCGGCAUGCCGAGUAAUGUGGGACACACGGCAGUGGUGCUUCGGUAGUGAUUGUGUUAUCGACGUGUCAUCAUCGAGGACGAACGACACGGAUCCACUUCGCGGCCAGGAAUGUAUGCGUCGCACUGGUACAGCUAUGAGGGGCGGAAAAUUCUUCAUCUUCAAUAAGAAGCUUCUUUGAGCAUCGCUUUGUUUAGGAUUUACACACUGGUUCUGGAGAAAGGCUUCGAAAACAAUAAAGGGAAAAGAACAAGAAGAAACUAAACCAUUCGAUCGACUAUAUCCGAGUCCUAACUAUCCGUAUCGAGUCGAUCUUCUUUCUCAAAAAUUCGCUUUUCUAAUUGGAACUUGCAAGAGGAGCCCUAAGAUCGAUCUAUAAGACCGUAGAUCGAGGAUCGCGAUUUACUAUCGGUCAGGAACGGAGCAUGAAGCCGGAAGAUCCGCAAACCAGGUCGUUGAGCAGUCAUUAAACCAGCUGUGACCGCAGUUCAUCGUGCUUGUUAAUCGUUUGCACAAGGUAGAAAGUCGAAAUCGUCACGGAACUAUAAUAUAUUACAUAGCUGGAAACCUGAGUCACGAUUCUUGGUAGAAUGAUAUUUGCAAGUUUCGCGCGAUCCUAACGAUUCGUCCGAGAACGAGCAGAGGUGGAAAAAAAGGUCUAACGAGAGAGCAACUAGCGAUUCUGCUCGAGGUAAACGAUCGUUCGAGUUCCUUGGAUCUGGAAGAGCAGAAGCGAAACCGUGUCGUCUGUUGUUCGAUCUUGUUCGAGGUCCAUCGGCUCAGAUCAAACUAUUUAGAAUCGCUUGACACACAGAGAGGGCCUUUGUUCGUCGAUCGAUCGAUCUGGUGGAGGUGGGGAGGCGAAACACGUUAAAGGGUGGGGUAAUUUGGGAAGAUUUGACGAUCGCCUUCUCGAUAGUACAGUCUUGGCUGAGACAGGAAGAUGAAGAUGAGGUGGUUAGUGCUCCUUUCCACCAUAACGCUGCUGUCCUGCUGCCAACCGAAUUACGCAUAUACAAACACCGAGAAGGCUACCCCUAGGAACGGACGUCGCGAGAGGAACCUGGACGAUCCUGACAAUCCGUCUUACGAGCGGAUCAGUUUCUACAGAAGCUACAGGUCCAUCGAUACUUCCAGGUCGACGGCAGCCAACGCAAAAUUGACCCAGAAACCGGGCCAACUACCGAACCUCCCUAAAUCGAACGCAAAACCAACCGACGUGGCUCACGAGAAGGGUCGACGAAGGCUCGCAAACAAAAACGUGAUGAUUGGCGAUGGAAUUUGCCAGAGCAUCGAUGUACGGAACAGCGUGUCUAGUUUCGGCAUUAUGAAGGAUUGUCGCGUGAUAGAGGGCUUUCUGCAGAUCGUCCUCAUCGAGAAUAGCUCCGAGAUGGACUUUCAACCGAUCACUUUUCCCAAACUUCGGGAAAUCACUGGCUACCUGCUUCUCUAUCGCGUGAAUGGAUUGAAGACUCUCAGCAAUCUGUUACCAAAUCUCGAGGUGAUCAGAGGCAACAUCUUGCUGGCCGAUUACGCGUUCAUGGUGUACGAGAUGCAGAAUCUACAGGAGAUCGGUUUGAAGAAACUUACCGAGAUCUCACGGGGCGGCGUUCGAAUCGAGAAGAAUCCGGCGUUGUGUUACAGCAAUCUCAACUGGAACCUCAUCGUUUCUGCGGGGGAGGUUGUUAUCAGGGAGAACGGGGAGGAAGCCUCUUGCCCUGAGGAAGAACGAUUCGGAUGUUCCCACUGUCCCGGGGGUUACUGCUGGUCUUCACAGCAUUGUCAGAGAACAGAGAAGCUGGAUUGUCACGAUCAGUGUCUGGGCGAGUGUCACGGUCCAACGGAAAACGAAUGUUACGUAUGCAAGUAUCAUCGGCACAAGGGAAAAUGCGUGGAAACCUGCCCCAGUAAUCUAUACUCCUAUCUCUCGAGACGCUGCAUCACGAAGGAUGAGUGUGUACGACUGAAUCGUCUAAGACGAGUAUAUUAUAUCCUGGGAGAUGGUCAGGCGUGGAGACCAUUCAAUGGAUCCUGCAUGACUCAUUGCCCUGACGGUUACGAGGAUGCACUCGACGAGAACAAUAUGACCACGUGUCGCGCUUGCGUGAGCAGCUGCCGGAAGGUCCGCCACGGCGCUCUGAUCCGUCACAUCUCCGACGCCCAGAGCUUCCGUGGUAUAACCGUAGUGAAAGGCGCGCUGGAGUUCCAAAUUCGAAGUGGAAAUCCGAACAUAAUGAACGAACUAAGCGAAGCGUUCGGUCUAGUCGAAGAAAUUACCGAGUACGUCAAGAUCACUCACUCGUUCCCCAUCACCUCGUUGAAUUUCUUCAAAAAGCUCAAGGUUAUCAAGGGUGAGAAACUGGACAUUAACAACGCCAGCCUAUCCGUCUUAGACAAUCCCAAUCUGUCCAACCUGUUCCCACCGGGGCAAAAAAUCAGAAUCGAAAAUGGCCGACUCUUUUUCCAUUACAAUCCAAAGCUCUGCUUGUCCAAAAUCAUACAGUUCAGUGAAAUGGUGAACAUCACGAACUACACCGAUCUGGAAAUACAGCCGCAGUCAAAUGGCGAGAAAGUGGCAUGCGAUAUAGAUAAUAUAAAUAUCACGGUUAAAAAUCUGGGACACGAUUACGCGGAUUUGGUGUGGGAUAGUUACAAGCCACCGGAAGGGCAGCAGUUGCUCAGUUAUCUGUUGAAUUUUAUCGAGACGGAAAAUCAGAACAUCACGUACGAGACGAACAUUUGCGGGUGGAACAGCACCUGGCAGGUAGACGACGUAGAUAUUCCUAAAUGGAACGCAACGGUUUCGAAGCAUAUCGGCAACCUGAAGCCCUACACUAUGUACGCGGUAUACGUAAAGUCGUUCAACGCCAGGACCACCAAGUACUUGGGACCGGUGGGCCAGUCGAAAAUCAUCUUCUUCAGGACGAAGAGCGCCAUUCCAUCGCCUCCGUUGGACACAAUAUCCACUGCCUUGAGCGAGACUGAGAUUCUAGUCAAGUGGAAACCGCCACGGUUCCCUAAUGGGCCAAUAGGAUACUACAUGGUCUCUAGCGAAAUGAUCUACGAAGACGAGAAUCGAAUCAUGACCAGGAAUUACUGCAUCAAUAUGCUAGAGGAUGAACUGGAAUUCGAGGAAGUGGUACCGGACGUAACCGUGAAGACGUCAGUGACAAAUCAGGAUUCGUGUUGCUCGAAGGACACGAACGGGGAUUUCAUUACGUCGAAGAAGUUCGAGAUUUUCUGCCACGAGAACACGACUCUCAGCCACAUAUCACCCGGCUGGAAGGACUACUGCGUGCACAACUCCUACAACAACGUGGACGAUCAAUUCUACGACCUGGUGAACAGUCUGUCCACCCCUCAACCGGAUGAAUCCAGCACAUUCGAUGCGUCCAAGUUCACGGAGAACGUUUUAGACGAGCACGUGGUCACGUACAACGUUAGCGGUCAAAACAAUUCGUUCGUGAUCGAGAAUCUGCGCCAUUACACGCGCUACAUCAUCAGUGUAGCCGCGUGCGCCGUCAAAGUCAACGAGUCGAAUAUGUGCUCGUCGAUUCAGUACACGAUCGGCCGAACAAGGAAGUCGAAUAGUGCGGAUGACGUGAAGAACGUGAAGGUGAAGGUGAUUAACAGCACCGUCGUUGAGGUUUUUUGGGACCCGGUGGAAGAUCCUAACUCCUUCACCGUUUCAUACGCCAUCGAAUACACCAACUUGAACGUGGAAAACGCGAGAAAGAGCACCGAGUGCAUCCCACGAACUGGUCAAAAAGAUACUAUGAACAGUUACUUGAUCGAGAACCUGAAUCCUGGAAGAUACAGUUUACGGAUGAAGUCCACGUCGUUGGCCGGUGAUGGUAACUUGUCGGACGUGGUGUAUUUUUCCGUAGGCCUGAGCAGCACCGUGUCCAUCGCGUUAAUAGCGUUGCUCGUGUGUAGUAUUCUGUCUAUGAUAUUGGUCGCUCUACUCAUCGUUUUGAGGCAUCAGAACAAGAAGAAACAAGGAAGACUGAUCGCCAGCGUAAACCCUGAUUACGUAGAAACAAAGUACGAGGCCGACGAGUGGGAGGUACCUAGGGAAAACGUGAAGAUCUUUGAGAAAGUUGGUUUGGGCAAUUUUGGUACGGUUCAUAGAGGACUGUACGAGAAGAAUAUGCCGGUGGCCAUCAAAAUGAUUGCGGAGACGGCUAGUCAGAGGGAGAAGGACGAGUUCCUAAACGAAGCCUCGGUAAUGAAGAACUUCUCGACUUUCCACGUAAUUAAACUCAUCGGCGUGGUAUCCUCCGAGAACCCCCCGUUCGUUAUCAUGGAACUAAUGGAGAAUGGAGAUCUGAAGACCUAUCUGCGUCGGAUUCGCGACACCGUACUCGUGCCGAAUACCAGCAGAAUUACGAGGAUGGCGGCUGAGAUAGCCGAUGGCAUGGCUUAUUUGGCAUCGAAGAAGUACGUCCAUCGAGACUUGGCUGCGCGAAAUUGCAUGGUGUCGAAGAACUUGGUGUGCAAGGUCGGUGACUUUGGCAUGGCCAGAGACAUCUAUGAAACGGACUACUACAAAAUCGGUAGGAAAGGUCUUCUUCCGAUCAGAUGGAUGGCACCGGAGAGUCUGUCGGACGGUGUGUUUACGUCAGAUUCUGACGUCUGGUCGUACGGUGUGGUCCUCUAUGAGAUUUUAACUCUCGCGGAGAUUCCUUACCAAGGUUUCGCUAACGAGGAAGUGCUCAAAUAUGUGUUGCGCAAAGGGACUCUAAAUAUUCCACGUAAUUGUCCCGAAAAUUUCCAGAAGAUCAUGGAGAAGUGUUUCAAGUGGGAACCAAACGAUCGUCCCACGUUCAUGGAGAUCGUGACAGAGCUGGAGCCGUUUCUUGGCCAGGAUUUCUGCGAGAAAUCGUUCUACCACUCGGUGGAAGGUGUGGAGAGCCGAAAGUCGGGUGUGAAGAGGCCCCAUCAUCACGCAGCUCCUAUCAGUUUUCAUUGGGGCAGCGAGACGGCCAGGUGGGUAAAGGAUUCCGAGGACAAUGUGACGCUGUUGGAUCAGGCGGAAGCUGGCACCAGCAGCGGACGCAUUUUUAAGAAUUUCCAGCAUACCGAUAACGCAUCCGACACGGAGGACGAACCCCUCGAUCAAUGAAGUUCUACGGUCAGUCUAUAAUAGCGAAUUUUUCAAUGGCGUAAGUGUAUUCGUCCGGGACAAGUCCCCGGCAAGUCACAAACUCGUUUAGGUACGAUGUACAAAGGAUACUCAGGGCAAUGAAUCGUGACGAGGGCCCAACGAGUUCGGCAGACGGGAAUAGGCAAGGAUUUUUUUCUCUGUCUCUUGCCAGCCUGACAAGUUCAGGACGACACUUGAAAAGAUUCGUCUGUCGGUGCUCGUUGAUUUCCAAUUAGGACCUUAAUGGCAACGAGCGACUAAGAAUAUCUUCACAGCUUUUCGUGCAUACGUUCUCCGCUCUAUCCGAGCGCUAGUAGUAUGUACAAUGUUUAACUUAACCAAAAGCGUUUGAAGGUAGAAUCCAGUCAGACGCGAUGUUUUUCUUUGAUUUCUUUUGUUUUUUUUUUUUUUUUUUUUU